ACGCCAAUGAACAAGCUCCGCGGCGUGACCUCGCCAUUUGAACAACGCUGUACGGGUGAAUGGGUAGACGGGGACAAAAAUAGCGGAUCGUGUAGUCCCGUCGACUGAACGCUCUGUGAACAAUAACAAUAACAACCCAAGUCCAAGGGUUUAAUUUAGGCUGUGUGGUGUCCUAGUGAGCUGAACCUUGUGGCCUAUUUGAACUCAGUACGAAGUGUUUCAUUUCUCUGGCUAAAGGUAAGGAAACUUAAUCCGUGCUUAAUUUUGGAAAAAAAAUUCGCGCUCGUGUGUGUGUGUUAAAUCUGGAUAGCUCAUCAAGAAACAGCUGUAGUUAAUCCAGCCCCUUUGCAAUCUUUGCAAGAGACAGGAAAUCUACGGCGGACAACAGGUAGAGCGGAGAUGGGUGUUUAGGGGUAAAAAUGGAGGUACAUAAAUAUAAUAAACGCUUCUUGUUUGUUUGUUAUUUAUAAGCUGCUACAUUACUUAUUCAACUAAAUCCCUGGAAGUAAUUCAGUCAAAUCUACAGAUCAUCGUUUAGCCUAUUUUGUGUUUAUUUAUCUUUCCAAAAGUUCCACUAAAAUAAGCCAUGACGUCGGUUGUUGAUGCCUAAAUGCUUAUCUCCUGGUGACUUACUUUCAAUGAUGCCCCACCGUGGUGCCUUGAAACUUAACGAAACUCUUUAUUGCCAUUUACACAGAGUAGUCUACGUGAGAGUAAAAGUCAUCCACGGAGAACGAAAUUCCUUGAGCCGUAGCACGAUUAGAUCAAUGAGGUCACGAGUUUGAUAACAUGUUUUUGAAGCUUUCUCUGUUAUGAAGUCAAUGGCCUGUGAAGAAUAAAUAACCUAUUUAAAAGUAUCUGAACAAUCGCAAGUUCAUUUUACUUAUACUACUAAUGUCCUCAGUUGGAUUUGAACUUUAAAGCAUGCAGUUUUGAAGUUACGUUUUCGACACCAGCCUCUGUAACAGUAGCAGUAGCUUUAUUAUUUGCCAUAUUGAAUUGCAUAGUAAUCUAAAGUAAUCUAUUUCAGCCCUUGCAUUUCUUCCUUUAUAUUAUUUUUAUAAUUAUCAGACCAUUAACAAAAACAUGCUUCUACAAAAUAGGAAAAGAGGGAAAAAAUAAGAAAAAAAUAUUGCAUUGAAAUCUCCCAGACUGGAUGAUGAGUUUAUCGUAAUUACAUUUUUUCUAACAGUACAUAAUAUUACUAGGCAAACAAUUGAAUGUUUAACAUAAAAAAAAAAACACAACUUGAGCACAUAGAAGUGAAAUAAUUAGAGCAAUUUAUUGUUAACUGUUUCUCAAAUCACAGUCACACCACACAAUAAUCUUAUGACAGCCACCUAGCCAUCGCAUUCAAACCACACAGCUUCAUCAGAAGCACACGAACAACAAUUGUGGCACCAGACAAACCCCCACAGUCACAUCUGACAACUUUAACACACACAAACAAAUGACUAAUAAUUGCCACACCACACAAACAAUCACAAUCACACACCUUUCUUAGUCAUUCUCGAGCAGAAAUAGCCACAUCACUCAACAAUCUCACAGAUAAACCACACGACCAUGCAGUGCACCCACACGAGCAGCAACAGCGACAUGACUCAAACCAUCCCACCAGCACAACACAACCGCAACAGCUAAACCACACAAAUGGAUCAGCCACACGCACGAGCUGCAUCACUCAUCCAUCACUGCCACAUCACAUAACCAUCAAAUCUCCACCACAAAGCCACCACAGCAGUUCUCAAAUGGUCACAUCUAUCAACCUACCCAUUCGAACUACAGACCCACCUUCUCCGCAGUAAAGCUGCACACGUCACAGCAGUUCUCAAAUGGCCACAUCUAUUAACCUAUUCAUUCAAACUAAAGACCCACCUUCUCUUCAAUCAAACUGCACACGUUCACAGCAGUUCUCAAAUGGUCACAUAUUUCAACCCGCCCCUUCAAACCACAGACCCGCCUUCUCUGUAUCCAUGCUGCAUGCUUUACAAACAACCACGUAACAUAAUGCUCCAUCCAUCAAAGGUUGUAAUCGCUAAACAUGAUGAGCUCACAAAGACAAGAGUGGACCGUGGAAGACUUUGAUCUCAUGCAGCUAGUCUACUACGAUGUCAACGGCACGCCCAGAGGGAAGACAAUCCCUAAAGAUGUUGCCAGAAAAUCCUUGCAGGAUGGCAUUGAGUUCAUUCAAGGUGAGUUAAAUUAAACCAAGACCAUUAAAAUGAUUAGAGUUAUCAAUUAAUGAUAUUUAUAAGUACUUCUUAAAUUAACAUUUAAUUAAAAUAAUAUUCAGUGUGGGGCGGGGGGGGGGGAGAAAAAUAUGAGGGGUUGCUAAUACCGGUAUUGUAGAGCAUACCUAAACUACAACACACUUGCUAACUCCCUGCUCUUAGGGAAAAGACAGACAAGUCCAUUAAUUCAGUUCUUAUCUUAGUUUACACUCAACGUAACAACAUGAAGAAAUCUCAGCCAGCUCUCUGCUCUCAGUCUCUUUACUGGUCACUUUCACUCGCACCAACAUCAAAUUGAAUAAGCACAUCAAGUUAUUUUAAGACUUCGCCUGUUUCACAGCACUGACCCAUCAAGAAUACAUGUUAAGUAAAACAAUUGUGUUGGCUGGACCUAGGGCCACACACACACACACCAAGAAAUACAUGAGAUGAACACCAGGCCGCUGUCCAGUACUGUUUGCACACAAGAUCGUGAUGAAAACCCCGGGCCUGACUUAACGUGACUGUUCGUUGUUCGCCUAACUUCUGUUCCUCCCUAACUUAUGCUCCUCCCUAACUUUUGUUCCUCACCAACUUCUGUUCUGUUCCCGCCCAUAACUUCUGUUCUUCCGAACUUCUGUUCCUGCCUAAGUUAUGUUCCUGUCUAAAUGCUCUUCCUGCCAAACUUCCGUUUCCUGGUCUAACUUCUGUUCCUGCCUAGCGUCCGUUCCUGUCUAACUUCUUUUCCUGCCUUACUUGAGUGAGAGUUCCCGAAAGCUCCUUACAAUAUUCAGCUUCGUGCUUUACGAAAUACACCAUCACGUAAUUAUUUGCUGACAAUCUCUGACAUUCAGGUGAAUGGUUAUUCAUGUGGGAGCUAUUUCUGUUAAAUUAUUUAUUUUUUUUCGUUUAAAGCCCAAGGUAGACACACACAUAACAAAACUGCUGAACAUUUUAAAACGCUCAAGACAGCGUGUUGCUAAAUGCAGAAAGCAAUGUCUUCUAACAAACGUGGUAUAUCAAAUGGAGUCCGCCAAACAGUUUUGCAGGUUGUUGGCCUGGCAGCGGAUUUCCCCAUGAAGGUGAAGGAGCUGAUGGAAGGAUUCACCAAUGGUAUGUUUGUCCCCGACCUUGACACGCUCGUUAAGUGGCCUUGGGCCUGUAAACCAGGACGAAUGGUUGGACAGGUCAUAGGUCACAUCAUUCAAGAGGAUGGUCGGCCUGACCCUAUUGCGAUCCGCAAUCAGGUAAUUUAAUGAAAAAUUAGGGCACCUAGCUUAUGAUCAUAUUUUUUUUAAUAAAAGACUUUUUAUUUAGGCCUAUUUAAUUUAGUAAAGUUUUUUUUUUUUCUUAUUAGUGUUGGGCUUCUUUCAGGCUCCAUUUCUUUGGAUUCUUGACUUCAGCUUACAUUUCGCUUAAGGCUUUGUCUCAAGAUACCUUCUGAAGUAUUUCGUUUAUAGACAUAAUAUAGUUUCUUGUCUUUAAAAUAGUGGUCAGUAAAAAAUAAAUUUAAAAAAUAUAUAUAUAAAUAAAAAGUCAGAGUAGGUAUUCAAAGAAUUGCAUGCCUUAAAAUCACACCGAACAAGGGAGACAAAGUUUGGAACGGCGAUGCACUUUUAGAAAAAAUAGCAAUUGCAUCCCUUUUAAAUGAAAAUGCGUGCAAUACAAAGGCAUGGGCAUAAAUGUAGUGCUUCCAAGAGUUCGUUACAGUGGUUGGAAAAUCGUGGAUCGCGAGUUGCAUGCGGCUCUUGAGCAACCUAAGAGCGACAAGGCCAGUCAGCUACAAAUCGGUUUUUAAAACAUGGUUCUUGACAGGUUCUUGACAGGUUCUUGAAAAGAAAUUUGGCUCUCAAUUUUGUUUAAUCGUCUUGCUGGUGAUUUUUUGGUUAUUUUGACUUUUCACUAAUGAGUUUUCCUGCCACUGGUCUAGUGGAUUAUGGUGCUCAAUUGAGAUCAAAGUGUUCACAAAAAUGUCAUCUAACAUAAGAGGUGGUGAUACUUAAUUGGUAGAUCUAUAUAAGAACUUACCGUAUAUAUAUAUAUAUAUAUAUAUAUAUAUAUAUAUAUAUAUAUAUAUAUAUAUUAUUUUUUAGAUGUCGUUUAUUUGGAUUUUUAACACACACAAAAAAAAAAAAAAUUAACCAUAGCUUUCAAAUUAAAUUUCUUAUAUGAUAUCAGCUUGACAAUCAAGUACGAAAGUUGAAGACGAUGGGUUACACAAUCCAAUCUUCCUUCAGCAUACAGUUUACAGUGUUUAAACGAGCCAACGAUGUGUGUGGGGAAUUUUUAGGUGAGUCAAAGUUAGUUGAAGUUCAAAAAAAAAACAACUCAGACUACGGUUGGUCGUAAAUGGAAGUGGGGUUUAGGGGGGGGGGGGUAGUUCAAAAUCCUUUUCACUAAAGUAUAUAUCUUUAGAAGAAAUGUGAGCGAAGGGUUUUGGCGAUGAUUAUGUGGGAAGGAUUGUGGAGACAUCAUCAGUUAUAGCAGCUGUGUGACAUCAUAAGUUUUAGCAGUUGUGUGACAUCAUCAGUUAUAGCAGCUGUGUGACAUCAUCAGUUAUAGCAGCUGUGUGACAUCAUUAGUUAUAGCAGCUGUGUGACAUCAUCAGUUAUAGCAGCUGUGUGACAUCAUCAGUUAUAGCAGCUGUGUGACAUCAUCAGUUAUAGCAGUUGUGUGACAUCAUCAGUUAUAGCAGCUGUGUGACAUCAUCAGUUAUAGCAGCUGUGUGACAUCAUCAGUUUUAGCAGCUGUGUGACACCAUCAGUUAUAGCAGCUGUGUGACAUCAUUAGUUAUAGCAGCUGUGUGACAUCAUCAGUUAUAGCAGCUGUGUGACAUCAUCAGUUAUAGCAGCUGUGUGACAUCAUCAGUUUUAGCAGCUGUGUGACAGCAUCAGUUAUAGCAGCUGUGUGACAUCAUCAGUUUUAGCAGCUGAGUGACAUCAUCAGUUAUAGCAGCUGUGUGACAUCAUCAGUUAUAGCAGCUGUGUGACAUCAUCAGUUACAGCAGCUGUGUGACAUCCUUUCAUCUGCUUCUACUGCCACGGGUGCCAUUUUACAAAUUUUCCCCAUCCGUCUCUGAUUUGUGAUAGUCUUCCCAGCUCAUUCCACUUGUUGCUGUUUCUCUCUCUUCUCUCUCUCUGUCUAUUUAUAUAUAUUUCUCCCUCUCUAUUCUCUCUAUCUCUCUCUCAUAUUCUCUCUCUCUCAUUCUCUCUCCUCUCUCUCUCGCAUUCUCUCUCCUCUCUCUCUCAUUCUCUCUCUCCUUCUCUUUCUUUCACCUUCUCUCUCUUUCUCCCCCUCUCUUUCUCUCUUUCUCCAUCGCUCCUUCGCUCUCCGUCGAUGUGACUUCUCUUUGUGGUCCGUAGUCUUCCCCUCUUUGUACUAUGAAGUGCUUUAUAUGUAACUUCCUAGCGAUGUUUGACUUAUAUUGCGCUAUAGUUUUGUAGAAAUUUCUCAAAUGCACAUUGAAAUUACAUUUAAAAUAAAUUCCAGCAACUAUACAACAUUCUUCUGCAGCGUCAUUGACACACCUAAUUUAAAUACCACCUGGGGGUGGGCCGAGACUCUUCCCCCCCCCCCACCCCAAGAUAAAGAGGAAAAAAGCCUGCAGUUGGAUGAAAAAAUUUCUCAAAUGCACAAUGAAAUUACAUUUAAAAUAAAUUCCAGCAACUAUACAACAUUCUUCUGCAGCGUCAUUGACACACCUAAUUUAAAUACCACCUGGUGGGGGGCCGAGACUCUUCCCCCCCCCCCACCCCAAGAUAAAGAGGAAAAAAGCCUGCAGUUGGAUGAAAAUGAGGAUCUUAAAUUAUAAAGAGGAAAAACUGCCAUCACCACCUGCCUCCACCCCCAACACCUUUUUUUUGUUUCAUACGUUACUGAUUCGCAUGCAAGCUAUACAUAAUAUCUUUAUAGAGGGCCAUAAGCUUUUCAAAAUGAUAUUAAGAAAUUCGUCUUUUUUUCUGACCCAGGACCUGACAGUCUCCUUGGAGUAGCCCCAUACGAUAGCAUCGGCGUAGAAGACUGUAUGCUGGACGUGUGUCAGGAACUGAUGGAUGCUGGGAUAGAGGUGGAGUCGUGGAGCAGCCUACCGAGCAAAGGUUUGGCAUUUAUCUACCUUAAAUCUUAAUAAAAAUGCAGGAUCAAUCAAUCAAUCUUUUUUAACUAAACGUAGUAUUGUACACCUUUUAUAUACGUAAAGUAACAUGGGUCUAUCUUCAAACUGAGUAAAGUAGCAUUUUCUAUCGUCUAACAUUAAGAAUUAGAAUAGUAUCGUGCUAAACUAGAAUUAUAGCUUCACACGUUGGGACCUAGCAGGGCUUUCGUUGAGACAUGAACUCUUUAGAAUAUCAAACUUUCCACCUGAGAACGAACCAAGGAGGUCUAUCUGACAUACAGUUCGAUUUCACUGCAAUGGAACGGUUCAAUAUAAAAAAAAUAAAAAACUUUUUUGAUGUCUCAAGAUCACAUUUAUAUCUUUUAUAUCUCUUUCACGAAUGGCAGAGACAAAAAAAAAUGUAAAUAUGAGGCAUACAACAAUGUUUAAAUUCUAACUAAUAUUAUUGACAUUUGAAAGUCGGUUCCCAGAUUUAAAAAGGACUAAGUUAUAGAGCCCGCCGCGUCAUUUCAUAGCGGCUUCGAAUGCGCGUACUUCACAUCUACUAGAGUUACUUGACGAAACAUGCGUUCAAUCAACGCUCUUUAUAAUAUUGAUGAGAUUCCCAAUUAAUACUAUCCCGUCCCUCGUACGUCACCGACUAUGAGCUAUGAUACAUUUUAAGAUCUCACCACCUUUUAAACCGCUUAUUCAUUACACCAACCAUCUAGUUGCUGUUGUUGUUGUUGUUGUUGUUCGUCCGUCAAAAUCGACAAGGACCAUCACGUCAUCCGGUUGGGGGAGGGUGGGUUACGGUGAGCUCGUUAUAGGUGGCUUGCUAGACCGAUCCGUGCGAUAGUUGACGCGGAUAGUGGCCUAACGUUGCUCUUUUGGGCCAGCCUGCGUGUCUCAGUCAUGGUUAUCCUAUUAAGUAUUAGCUUCAUGGGAUUUAGCCCCCUUCGUGACAUCUGCUCUCCACCUGGCUCUCUCCUGGGCUGUCUGCACCUAUUGAGUAGGGUUGAUGCUGAAGGCCUUUUUCGUUCAGCUUUCAGUGAGUCUUUGUAACACUUUUUGUUUUUACCUCCUUGGGAGCGCUUGCUUAUCGUGAGUACUCCGAAGAAUAUCUGUUUUGGGAGCCGGGCUACGUGUCCCAUCCAACGGAGCUGAGACUGCUUCAGGGUGGUGAAGAUACUAGGUAUAGGUUCGGUCUAGCGAGGACCUCGGUGUCAGGAACUUUGUCUUGCCACCUGACGCCAAUGAGUUUCCUGAGGCAGGUUGUGUGAAAAUGAUUCAGUUGCUUUGCGUGACGCUGGUAGACUGUCCACGUAGAUGAUCUACGUAAAACAAAAGUAAAUAUCACGCACCGGAUGCACUCGCGGUAUUUCUAAGAACCUAAAUUUGCGCAGCUAGCGGACAUUUUAUUUUGCGGCAUUUGGAACCUAAACAAUAGUAACGGACAUUACUACAUAGAGACUAAUAGAUCUUGGUAAUAUUUUAAGGGCUGCCUUCAAGACGUGUGAAGGAUAUGGUGGAACAGACAAUUAAAAGCUCGAAAUGAACUGUCCUGAUUUUCAUGUCAAGCCUAAACAUAGCAUGUUCCAACUAUUAUUUCGUUUCCGAACUAUACAUCAAAAUAUAACUCUUCACCAAGGGACAAUGUUUUCGUAGGCAUAUUUAGCGUGCUUAAACUCCAAACAACUUAUACUAUUUCAGGAGUUUUACAAAUAUUACAUACACUUGAGUCUUACAUUCCGAUGAUUGGCUUCUAGGUGCAUAUGAGAUGACUCUGGUAUCUACCGAAGGCACAGCGUCUGCUGACGCAGCGUGUCGAUUCAAACACGGGAUAAAAAGCGCCAUGGCCCAACGUGGCUUUGAGGCAACUUUCAUGACGCAUCCAUCCGGAGCUGGAGACAAAGCUUUCUCCACCAUGAUUCAUCGCUUUUCGCUUCACAGCGCGUUGGGCCAGAAUGUGUUCAUGGACGAAGCAGAUGAGGACAAGCUCUCAGGUAAGACGUUCAAACAACAAGGUGUUUGACAUGGGCGAAAAAGGUGAGGACACGCGCAAAGGUAAUACAUUCUCAUAACAAGGCUUGUAACACGGGAUGAGGCAGGUUAGGACAUAAUCUAAGGUAAUGCAUUCACACAACAAGACGUGUCACAUGGGUGAGACGGAUGAAGAGGCACUCUAAGGUAAGAUAUUAACAGACCAAGGUGAAUUACGUGGUAGAAAGUAGACUGAUUUUUGUCAGUGUUCUUGGAAGAGUGGGGUUUAAUGAAUGUCUGUUAAAAAAACGUAAGCCUUGUUUUUUUAAAUAAUUAUUGACGAGCAUAACUAGGACACACGUGUGAAAGAUUUGCCUAACGGAGUAAAGUGGUACAGUAAAGACUGAAAUCAAGGAAGCCUUGUACAUUCUUUACUACAUCCUUUAGUACAGCAACAGAUGCUUCACUGCAUCUCCAAAAUAUUGUGUAAGUCGCCUUGAAACAAAAACGUUUAAUUUAAAAAAUGUAAUUUUUUUUUUCAAAAAGUGUCCUAAUUCAUUUUAUACAGUUAUCAGCCCGUGGUCGACAAAAGACAGAACGCAUAAUGACAUAUAAUCAUUAACAUUUGUAAAAGACCAGGAACAGGGACUAGAGUUACCGGGUGCAGGGUCGCCUGAUUGAAAACAAAUUAAUUUUAAAAAACCCGUUUAGAAAGUAUUAUUUCUUCCCUUUUGUCAGGUAUUGCCCGGCAUUGGAUUUCCGGUUUGCUAGGACACGGAGCCGCCAUGACAGCUCUCUGCUGUCCUACAGUCAACUGCUACUCACGCUUCAAUCACGACGUCACAUUCCCCAAACGUCUUGACUGGGAGAUCGAUGACGCCACGGCUUGUCUAAGCGUUCGCCUCAACGGACGUGACGUCUGGAUAGAAAACCGUUUGCCCACCGCCGCCUGCAAUCCGUUCUGCGUCCUCCUGGCAACCCUGGCCGCCGGUCUCGAGGGUAUCGAGAAGGAGAUGACGUGUCCGCAAAAAUCUGACUCGGGUGCGGCUCUUGUACCGCAGAGCCUAGGCUCGGCUUUGGACAGUCUAAAAUCGGACGGUCUCUUUCGGGAAGCGGUUUCGUCUGUCCUCCUGCGGGCGUUCAUCAAUGUCAAGGAUGACUACGAGGUCGCCAAGUUCAACGCACUGGAAGACGACGCCGACAAGGCCGAAAAGUUUAUCAAGUUGGAGAACGAAUAUUUCCUCCUAAGGCUGUAAGUGUGGCAAUGUGACAUGAUUCUACGAUACAAACGCCUGAUACGAUAUAAUUUUUUUCAAUGCAAACAAAUGUGC
Molecule: messenger RNA, 9617 nt
Organism: Lymnaea stagnalis (great pond snail)
Lineage: Eukaryota; Metazoa; Mollusca; Gastropoda; Lymnaeidae
Source: the annotation of a GenBank genome assembly